Molecule: messenger RNA, 1035 nt
Organism: Microdochium trichocladiopsis
Lineage: Eukaryota; Fungi; Ascomycota; Sordariomycetes; Xylariales; Microdochiaceae
Exons: 2
Coding region: 1-1035 (344 amino acids)
Source: RefSeq, a predicted model, not a curated record
AUGUCUCCCUCUGUGGAAUACGGGGCCCACCACUCGGCCAUCUACACGCCCACCAGUGACAUCAUGGACCGUCACGAUUACGGCGUGCACAAGCAGAGGAAAACUGCCUCGACAGGCGGCGGCAGAGCUUGGAGUGAAGACGAGGAAGUCUACCUUCUCCAGACCCGCCUGCAAAAAAUGCCCUACAAGCACAUUGCUGCUCACCUUAAGAAGACCGAGCUCGCUUGCCGGCUGCACUACCACCAACUGAGCCAUGGCAGCAACCGCCGCCGGAGGACCGCAUCAGUCUCUUCCUCGUCCUCCAACCACUCUCCAGUCCUGGCCGCUGCCGCCCCCUCGCCAAUCAUGGAACACAGCCCCCGCGAGAUGACACCCCCUGGCAGCUCAGUCAGGCAUGCCUCUCAUUCACCUGACCCGCACGCCUAUGUCAAGCUUCCCAGCAUCAUGGGCCGACCCGAGCCGUCGUCUCAACUUCCGGCCAUCCUGCCCAAGCCCGCUGCCAUGGGCCUUUCGCCUGAGGCUAGCCACUCUGCAUACCACCACCGCAUGCCUACGCCCGGGCCCGACAUGUCUAAGCCCCUCGAGCCGUCUGCGUUCUCCCGCCCGUCGUCGUCACUUAGCCACCCCGAAACUCACAGCAACCUCCGCCUCGACUGCUCCUCCCUACCCCAGCCAGCUCCCUAUGUCGAUCUGGGCCGCCUGAGUGCUGUGUACGGCGCUCACCGAGCAUCAUUCUGGGGUGCCGUUGCUGCCGACUACGGCUCUGGGAUGAGCCCAGCCGUCUUGGAGCAGGCGUGGAAGUCGAGCCUGGCCAAGCCGGCUACCUUUGCGCCCUUUGGUCAUGGCCUUCCCAUGACGCCAGCGACCAGCCCGAGCGAGCGUGAAAGCUCGGUCGACAGGCAAGGCCAGGACCGCACGCGGAUUAGCGCCAUCCUCGGAAUCAACGCCAACCCUCGCAGCUUCCAGGAGCGGGAGAUGGUGCGCAGGCUUGAAGAGGGGCAGACGGGGGCAAUCAUGACGCCCACGCACGCGUGA